AUGUCUCUCGGCUGGCCUGAGAACGCCUCGGUAACCCCCCAGAAGAGCUGGAGGAAGUGUCUACGGAGAAUUGCAGUGGUGGUGAAGGUCAGAAUGACUCUUUCUCUUCCUCUCAUCUUUCUGUUCAUGAUUUCUGACGUGUUUUCUCCAGCUCUUCAGGUAAAGGCACCACAGCUGGUGCUGGAGAAACAAACAGUCAGUCUGACCUGUGAAACCACAUGCAAUCUGACAGACAGAUUCAUCUGGUACAAAAAUGGACAGACUUUAAACAUCCAGAGCAAAACUCUCCAGCUUCAGUCUGAGCGCAGUGAUUCUGGUCAUUACAGCUGCGCUGCCAGAGGACAUGAACAUCUGCCUUCUCCUGCUGUCAGCAUCACAGUCAUGUAUCCCCCAAAGAGCGUCUCGGUGUCCAUCAGUCCGUCUGGUGUAAUAGUGGAGGGAGAUUCAGUGACUCUGAUCUGCAGCAGUGACUCAAACCCUCCUGCUCUCAUCUUCAGAUGGUUUAAGGAGAACCAAAGCUCAUCUGUUGGAUCUGGACAGAGUUUCAUCAUCUCCAGCUUUAACUCCAGUCACAGCGGACGCUACUCUUGUGAGGCUCAGAAUCGACAUGGAUCUCAGAGAUCAGACUCUGUUUCAGUCGCUGUUGAAGGUCGGUGA
Molecule: messenger RNA, 657 nt
Organism: Carassius gibelio (silver crucian carp)
Lineage: Eukaryota; Metazoa; Chordata; Actinopteri; Cypriniformes; Cyprinidae
Product: B-cell receptor CD22-like
Exons: 5
Coding region: 1-657 (218 amino acids)
Source: RefSeq, a predicted model, not a curated record